GCGCCUGUGCCAGACGCGCCUGGCUCGUGGUGAGGGAGGUGAUAUCUCUCUAGCUGCCCGGAUCUGAGAGUCCGCGCACCAUCUCUACUGCUUUUCUGUGAGGCGACACUGCUGCAAGCCUACGGCCAUGAGCCCCACGCCCGGUGGAUCCGACUCGGUGCCGCUACCGCAUCAGUGUCUUGGCUGCGAUUAUGGGGACUCGAUUCCUGUGCGUAUAGCGAAAGGUGACGAGGCCUUCCGUAGGGGCGAGUACGAUUUGGCCGCCGAAAUCUUCCGCUUACUACUGCCGCGGGUGGCCCGGCCCGACCGUGGCCUGUGCCUGCGGACGGGGAAUUCGAUGGCCCUAUCGGGCGACGUUGCCUACGCCCUGGGUGCUUUCCGCGCGGCGGCGCAGCUCGAGGCGUUGCAACCUCAUGAGCUGGGCCACCUGGUUAUCGGCUUGGCGCGCGUCGUGCGCAUGUACGAGUGGCACCUGCCGGCUCUGCAGCCAGGCCGCGACCUCGAGGCGCUGCGCUGGGGGCGACCGCCCUCGCCUGCCCGGGCCGCGGCGGCCGCCACGCCUGCCACGCUCCGCGCCUUGCUUGGCUGCCCGCGCUGCUGGCGGCUGCUCUACAAGCCGGUGACUCUGCUGUGCGGGCGCACGGUCUGCGGGCGCUGCGUGGAGUCGGGUGCCGCGCUGUCGCGGGAGCCGCAAGUCAACGUGGUGCUCAGCAGACUGCUGGAGAAGUGCUUCCCAACCGAGACCCGCGCGCGCACGCUGGCCGACCAGGCGCGGAAUCUGCAGCACGAGCAGCAAGCUGGGGCCGCGCUUCUCAUGUGCCAGCACGCCCUGGACCUGGUUCCUGGUGAUAAUUGCAUUAUGCUGUUGCGAGCGGAGUUACAUUUAACCAUGGAGAGCUAUGAGCAGGCUUUACAGGAUGCAAGCGCAGUUUGUCAGAAUGAACCCUUUUUGAUAGAGGGACAUCAUGUAAAAGCUCAAGCUCUUUCUAGACUGGGAAGAACUAAAGAAAUGUUGAAGGAGUUGCUCUACUGCCUUGCAUUAAAUCCUGAAUUCCAGACAGUGAAAGAAGAAGCGGAGAAGGUGAUAUGUGAGUUGUUUUUUCCAGAUUCAGGAAAUGUGCAUCAAAAUUCAGCGUCUUCCAUACAAAGCAGGAUGUUGAACACCGGACUAACACGUCAUUCUAACAGCCGUUCAAGUGCCGCAUCUUCUCUGAGAGAGGGUCGUAAUGCAGGGAGUGCUAAGAAUCGAUCCAAGAAAGCUUAUGUGUUUAGAGAUGUCAACGCUUCAGUUUUAUAUUUUCUAAUGGGUCGAAACUAUGAAGAAGAUGAAAAAAUACUAGACAGCGUCCUUUCAAUAAAACCCAGCACUGGUUCAAAGAGACAGUUCCCAGAUGAUCUGGUAGAUGUGCCUGACCCGAACACCCCUGGAAAAACCCCCAAGAAAGAUACAGCUUCCUUACCUCAAAGAAGCAUGGACUCAGAAACUGGAGAAAGUCCAGGAUUCUCCAUAGAUGUGACUGACUUUGAGUGUUCUCUUUGCAUGAGGUUGCUCUUUCAGCCUGUCACUACACCGUGUGGACAUAUGUUUUGCCGAAAAUGUUUUGAGUGCAGCCUCGACCGCGCCUCACACUGUCCGUUGUGCAAAGAAAUACUUUCUGAAUUUUUGUUAAGCAGAAACUUUAAUAUAACUACUCUGGCUGAAGAAUUAAUAUCUCAAUACUUGUCAGAUGAUUUGUCCAAGAGGAAGAAAAUUUAUGAUGAAGAAAUGUUGGAAUUAUCCAAUUUGACCAGAGACGUUCCCAUCUUGGUGUAUACUGUGGCCUUCCCUACCGUCAUUUGUCUGCUCCAUGUCUCUGAGCCACGGUAUCGGCUUAUGAUAAGAAGAUGCAUGGAAACUGGUACCAAGCGCUUUGGCAUGUGUUUGUCUACUGAAAAUGCAGGGAUUUCAGAGUAUGGCUGCAUGCUGGAGAUUCAGGGCACCAGAAGUUUUCCUGAUGGAAGUAUAGAUGUAGAUGCCAUUGGAGUUAGUCGGUUCAGAGUCCUACGUCAUCGUCAGAAAGGUGGCUAUAACACUGCAGAUAUCGAGUAUUUUGAAGAUGAAAAGGUGGAGGGUCCGGAGUAUGUAAGCCUCAUCAGCCUUCAUGAUUCAGUUUAUCAACAGUCUGUUUCCUGGUUUGCUGCUCUUCAGGAUCCCAGGAAGGCACAGCUUUUAAGUCAUUUUGGGGCGAUGCCAGAGAGGGAACCUGAGCCACAGAGUAAUCUGAAUGGCCCAGCUUGGUCCUGGUGGAUCCUGGCAUUGCUGCCACUGGAACGAAAGGCUCAGCUGGCUAUACUGGGCACCACCUCACUGAAGGAGCGUCUGCUUGCCAUUCAGCGCGUCCUACUACUUGUUACACGUAGUUGUGAAGAGCUGGCUAGUACCAGCCAGAGAAAUAAUUGAUUUUCUUUCUCUUUUAGGGCUGCUGGAAGCCCUUGUAUUUUUGAGCACAGGUUAGUAGCUAUCCCGUCUUACUUUGUACAAAUGUUUUAUAAUAGGGUUACAAAACGGAACAUUUACUAAACGUUAACUCCAACUCAAAAGUUAAAAGACUGUGCCUGGUGGAAUCUGACCCUCUACAAGUUUAGCCUGAACUGCGAAGCCCUUGGUUGGAAAACAGCUUAAGAAUAUCUCAGUGCGCCUGGCGUGCAGGUCACUUGAAAGCACUGGAACAUCACAGACGGUUUACACGUGGUUUGGGUUUUGCAAGAACGAGUUUCUUUCACAGUGAAGUAUCUUGUUAUUCCAGAUGGGAGUAGCAUGUUAUGGCUAGACAGUAAAAGGAAAACCAUGUUUUUUACCUGGAAGCAGAUUUCUCAGAGCACAGGCUAACAAAAAAUGUUCUUUGUACGUCACUGUGAAAUUGUUUGCAAAACUGAGAAGUCAGACCAUUGUCCAGUGAGGGCGCUGUACUUUAGUUUUUACCUAGGAAGUAAUGGCUACUGAAUAGAACUGUGCUUAGUAUCCCAGAGAAGUCCCAGAGGUAAAUUGCACGUUGUCAUCAAAUAAAUGUCGGUGUACAGAAAGAUGAUGUACCUUGGAUGUAGGAAGAUCACAGCAUAGUAUACUUGAUUUGAGGGUAAAUGGUUACACGCUGUAAAGUGUGAACAGAAGUGAGUUAACACUGUAUCGCAUUGAGGGUGUCAAACAUAAGAUCAGACCAGUCCAUAGAACACCUCAAAAGUAUUGUUUCAUUGAUUCAGUGGGUACUAAGCAUUUAGCCAUGUAUUAGGGUUCCUAAUGGGUACCAAGCAUUUAGGAAAUGUUGGUUUUUUCUGCCAAUAUUUGCAUUAGAAAAUAGACCCCAUCAGUAAGUUGGAGUUCAUUGUUCUUCUACUGACAUAUGCAGAUGUUAAGAAGCCGCUGUAGAAUGGAACUCUGUCUGUCCCAAGAAAACAUACCAAAAGAAUAUACGAGAAAGGGGCUAGUAUGAGCUGUAAAUUAUAUUCAGCAAGUUUUUUCUCCAACAUCAACCUAAAAAUUUUAUCUUUUUUUAAACAGAAGUUUCUGUAUUAUCAUACCUGGCGUUAUGUAUUAAAGAUAAGCCUAACCUCUGGCGUCUGAUGCAUAGUGAUAAUAUUGAUUAGAAUAGCUGUUUCAGCUCGAGGUACUGAACCAUUGUGACUGGCCUAACCAGAUGGUUCCUGUGGUCUGUGAGGUGGAUGUUCUUAACCAGAAGGAAGAUAAAGACUAGAAUAUAACGCAAAUGACAGCUGGAGAUUUUGCUUUAUUCAAAGUGUAUGGCUUUUGAGUUUUAAAAGAAUUUAUUUCACAAUACCAAAUGCUGGUGGUUUAUCAUUCCAUCAAGAGUUACAUUAGCUGUUCUCAUUAUUAUUUUUUUAAAUUGUAGGUGUUUUCUCGAGCAAAAGCUCAGUUUUACCGUGGGAGUUAGAAAAUGCUGUACUUUUAUUAACUUAGCUAUAAAGAGAAAAUUUGAAAACGUUUUCUGAUGAGAAUUUUCAAGUGCCUCACUUACUUGGAAUCUCUCAUCUUCAACGUGGUUUGAAGGGAGUUUAGCCCAGUGAUUUCUAAAAGAUUGCACGAAUUUAUAUAUUAAAAGCAGUGUUUAACUUUUUUAGACCUGCUAAUCUUGACCCGAUCAUUUAAAAGAAAACAGAACUGCCUCUAAUGUGCCAGAAGGCCUUUGUUAGAAGUGGUUUAUGGAAGCUGAUAUGGUAGGCAUCCACCAUUCUCCAUUCUCCUUCAGGAAAUCUUUCUCUCCCUUACAUCUAUGUUCACAUAGUGACAACAGCUGUUUCCGUUUGGGGUGGCUAGUGAACCCCAGUGUAUCCUAACUCCCCCAGGAGCCUUCCCGAAGUGAAGUUUCUAGACUCGGAGGAAGCGGUUCCCUGUGUAAUGGCUUUUCUCCUAACGGUUGGAAGCAUUUGUUUCUCUUCCUCCCUCUUUACGUGUUGAACUCCCUCAGUACUUGGAACCAGAAACAUUUCUCUUCCUGUUUUAUCUACCUCUGAGUCUUCUCAUUCUGAGUGUUCUGAUGUAAAAGCCUGUACAACAGUAACGAUAAGACCGCAGCAGUGCAAGUCUUCUUUGUUUUUUAUACCAGAGGAAACGAACUGAGAUCACUCCAUGCUCUGUUCACACCUCUGCAGAGUUCAGGGAGGGGAGUAGACGGGUGCCCUCUGUGCGCCUGGAUUCGCUGUUUAUCAGGAAGCCCAACCAGGGUCAUGCUGUGCCACAGUCAUGCUAGAAAGAAGCUUCCUUUUACCAACUUAAACCCAAACCCCAGUUUGCUGCAAAUCUAGCUGAAGUAGAGCAGUCUUCUGCCCGGCUCUUCUGUAUCAGGGAAGUCAUUUCUAAGGAUUUCUCAGAGAAUAAUGUAAUCUCCCAUUCAGUCAGGACAUUGUAGUUUAAUUUUACUGGAAGUGUCCUGACAAGAAUCUAGAAAAGGUUGGAAUAGGUUUUUCUCUGCAGAGGUGCAGACCUGGGCCUGUAAAUCGCUCCUGUGUUCAGAAGCUCAGCUGUGGAACCACCUGCCUUCAUUCGGGAGCUGAGAGAGCCCUGGGAAGCCCCUUUGGCUCAAUGAUGACCCCCCGGGUAGAAAGAUCGGACCUGAAGAAUAACAGAGUAAUAGAGUUCCUGUGAGUCAAGGGGCUGGUUUAGCAAAUGAGGCCCUUUAAGAAGGGAAAGGAGUUUGCAACAGGAAUCUCUCUAGCCUUUUGCUAUUUAGGGAUCAUUUGAAAACGUUGCUUUGGGAUCUUUGUUGUUUAAAACAGUAUGGUAACGUUAAUUGUUUAGCUAAGUUUUACACUGUUAACAGUUUGAUCGGUGACUGGCUUACUCUGGAAAAGUGUGAAUAGGUUUGAAAUCUGUAUACACUCUCUCCAUAUAUUGCUUUCAAGCAUAGUGGAAAUGGUGCUUUUUGUUGUACAAUGAUUUUACCAAUUAAGAAUUUGAUGUUUUUGUCCCCCCCCUACAUAAUUAGAAGAACAGGUUUGAACAAAUAAGUUGAUGAUAGAUAUAUUUGGAGAUAGGCAGUAUGUUAAUCACAUUCAUACGAUAUAAAUUAUCCAUCUGGCCUUUUAUUUUCUAAAUUCCACUCAGGGCUCAAGAGGUAAUAACCAUAUUUGGCAUUUGUUUAGGUGAGGCCAUACUGCACUGUUGCAAAUUUUAUUUCUUGUACUAUUGUACUGUUCAUUUUAAUUCGAAUUGUUAUAUAACGUGAUUUUGGAAUAAAUAAAACUUACACAGUGUUGUAAAUGUGUGUUUUUAAAAAAAUAAUCGCACCUCAGUAACAGGGUUAAAAUGCCUAGAGAUUACAUCAGAUUGGUGGGUAGGAUAUGGAACUGUUCCAACUUCAGUAGAAAAAUCACAGAAGAGACCAUCAGUGGCUUCCUUUUUAAGGUAAGUUCUAUCCAGGGUAAAUACAGAUUUUUAUAGGAACUGAAGCUUGUACAGUUCUUUUUGGAGGGGCAAGGGUGCUGCUUAAGGAAUACAGAAUUAGGUCUGGAAGUGCAUAUUUACUUAGAAUUUUAAAAGAGGGAAAUUAAAAAAUGCAAAAGCCGAAUCCACCAUCCUCCACAAAAGGCAGAAUGCUCUUUUAACUGCCUGCCACCUUUUCUGCCCUCCUCCGUUGU
Molecule: messenger RNA, 6132 nt
Organism: Trichechus manatus latirostris (Florida manatee)
Lineage: Eukaryota; Metazoa; Chordata; Mammalia; Sirenia; Trichechidae
Gene: LONRF2
Product: LON peptidase N-terminal domain and ring finger 2
Exons: 12
Coding region: 128-2440 (770 amino acids)
Molecular function (GO): protein binding; ubiquitin protein ligase activity
Source: RefSeq, a predicted model, not a curated record